Messenger RNA from Globicephala melas (long-finned pilot whale), 1350 nucleotides. RefSeq names its product carboxypeptidase A4-like. Gene Ontology annotation, molecular function: zinc ion binding; metallocarboxypeptidase activity. Lineage: Eukaryota; Metazoa; Chordata; Mammalia; Artiodactyla; Delphinidae. Gene Ontology annotation, biological process: proteolysis. The record is from RefSeq and is a predicted model, not a curated record.
AUUAGCAUUUUUGAGGACAUGAGACUGCCUCAGACUCCUUAUAAAUACAGCUUGACUCAGCCACUCUAUGACUGACACCCUUGGGACAUGAAGUGGAUACUGUUCUUUGGGGACCUUAUUGGGUCCAGCAUCUGUGGCCAAGAAAAGUUUUUUGGGGACCAAGUUUUCAGGAUUAAUGUCAGAAAUGGAGAUGAGAUCAGCAAACUAAGUCAGCUAGUGAAUUCAGACAACUUUAAGCUCAACUUCUGGAAAUCUCCCUCUACCUUUGUGCCUGUGGAUGUCGUGUUCCCUUCUGUCAGUCUGCAGCCAGUCAAAUCCUUCCUGAAGUCCCAGGGCUUAGAGUACUUGGUGACUGUUGAAGACCUGCAGGCCCUUUUAGAUAAUGAAGAUGAGGAAAUGCAGUACAAUGAAGGUCAAGAACGGAGCAGUAAUAACUUCAACUAUGGAGCCUAUCAUUCCCUGGAAGCUAUUUACCAUGAGAUAGACAGCAUUGCCAGAGAUUUUCCUGACUUGGCAAGCAGGGUGAAGAUUGGGCAUUUAUUUGAAAACCGGUCAGUAUAUGUACUGAAGUUCAGCACUGGAGAAGGCAGGCAGCAGCUGACCAUUUGGCUGAAUUCAGGUCUCCAUUCCCAGGAGUGAAUCUCACAGGCCACGGUGAUCUGGACCGCAAGGAAGACUGUAUCUGAUUAUGGGAAGGAUCCAGCCAUCACCUCCAUCUUGGAGAAAAUGGAUAUUUUCUUGUUGACUGUGGCCAAUCCCGAUGGAUAUGUAUACACACAAACUCAGAACCGAUUAUGGAGGAAGACACGGUCUCUAAAUCCUGGAAGCUCCUGCGUUGGUACUGAUCCAAAUAGAAAUUGGAGUGUUAGUUUUGCAGGAGAGGGAGCCAGUGACAACCCUUGUUCCGAAGUAUACCAUGGAGCCCACGCCAGUUCAGAAGUGGAGGUGAAACUGGUGGUAGAUUUCAUCCAGGAACGUGGGAAUUUCACAUGCUUCAUCGACCUGCACAGCUACGCACAGCUGCUGACGUAUCCAUGUGGGUACAUGGUCAAAAAGGCCCCGGAUGCUGAUGAGCUGGAUGAGGUGGCAAGGUGUGUAGCCAAAGCUCUGGCUUCCCUGUUGGACCCUGAGUACCAAGUGUGUCCUACCUGCACCACUGUCUAUCCAGCUAGUGGCAGCAGUGUUGACUGGGCAUAUGAUAAUGGCAUCAAGUAUGCAUUCACUUUUGAGUUGAGAGAUAUUGGGCACUAUGGCUUCUUCCUGCCAGCCAACCAGAUCAUCCCCACUGCAGAGGAGACCUGGCUGGGGCUGAAGACCAUCAUGGAGCAUGUGCGGGACAACCUCUCCUAG